AUGAAUGUGAUAACCGGUAGAAGUAACCCUAAGGAGAAAGGUGUUCUCCAAGUACUUGCCGAAGAAGUCGGACGCCUUAGAAAAAAAUUUGAUUCUAGCGAAGCUACUCUCGUUGCCCGAAACGAUAUUAAGUUUGUUUAUAAACUUGCAAGAGAGGCAGUUGUUUCUCAAACCAGCGGUGCCUAUGGUGAAAAAAGUGAUGCCAACGACGAUGAUGGUCAUGAUGGUGAUAAACAUGUUGACGAUGACGAUCAUGAUGACGAUGAUAAAGAUAAUAAUCCAUGGGCUUAUGGAUGUGGUUUUGAUUAUCCCUCUGGUGGCGUCGACAUCCACUCUGACAUUGACAUCGACUCUUACAUUGACUAUUAUACUCUUUAG
Messenger RNA from Brassica rapa (field mustard), 378 nucleotides. RefSeq lists its product as uncharacterized. NCBI's taxonomy places the organism in Eukaryota, Viridiplantae, Streptophyta, Magnoliopsida, Brassicales, Brassicaceae. The record is from RefSeq and is a predicted model, not a curated record.